UUUUUCUUUAUGGAGAAAUUUAUUCAAGUGAGACCUCAAUGCAUUGUCUAACUAAUAUUGCAACUAGCAUAGAAACUCACUGCGGCAUGCAUGCGCGUAAUUAGCAGAAUCGGUUAUGUUGUUGGAAGGGCUCAACUUGGUUCUGUUGUUUUCUUUGUGCAGAUGGGAGUUAGUGAUGAUUUUGACAGUGUUUUCAAAGAAAUGCUGGACAGUAAUAUAUGUGCGGAUAAUUCUUCACUUUAUGUGUGGUCUGCGAGUUUUUUUGAGUUGAAGGGAAAAUUGCGCGAUGCUCUCAACAUCUAUCAUCUUGGCAUUUCCAGGAAUGCGGAGCCAAUUGAGUGGUUGAAGAAGGCACAGACCUUAUUUCUCAAUAGAAUUUCUGAAAUACAGAAUGCUGCUUCAAGUCAGAAG
Messenger RNA from Cajanus cajan (pigeon pea), 411 nucleotides. NCBI's taxonomy places the organism in Eukaryota, Viridiplantae, Streptophyta, Magnoliopsida, Fabales, Fabaceae. The record is from RefSeq and is a predicted model, not a curated record.